Molecule: messenger RNA, 5702 nt
Organism: Lepidothrix coronata (blue-crowned manakin)
Lineage: Eukaryota; Metazoa; Chordata; Aves; Passeriformes; Pipridae
Gene: CROCC
Product: ciliary rootlet coiled-coil, rootletin
Exons: 33
Coding region: 120-4910 (1596 amino acids)
Biological process (GO): centrosome cycle
Source: RefSeq, a predicted model, not a curated record
CAGGAAAGGGGUGGAAACAGCCCAAAAUCCCAGGAAAAGGGGGGUCGGGACAAAGAGGCCGCGCCGAGGGGGUGCCGAGGGCAACUUGGAUGCUCCGGGAAGCCCGAGGCUGAGGGGCCAUGUCCUCGCUGCUGUCCCUCCAGGAGGAGAACAGGAUCCUGCAGCAGGAGCUGUCCCGGGUGGAGGAUCUGCUGGCCCAGAGCCGGGCGGAGCGCGAUGAGUUGGCCAUCAAGUACAAUGCCAUCAGCGAGAGGCUGGAGCAAUCCCUGCGCACGGAGGCGGGAGAGCGGGAAGCGGCCGAGAGCCGGAGCCUGGCCCAGCACAACAUCGAGCUCCGGAGGCUCCUGGAGGAGGAACAAGCCGCCUACAAGCGGAAGCUCCAGGCCUACCAGGAGGGGCAGCAGAGACAGGCCCAGCUCGUGCAGAAGCUCCAGGCCAAGGUGCUGCAGUACAAGAAGAAAUGUGGGGAAGUGGAGCAGCAGCUGCUGGAGAAGGCGACGGAGCUGGAGCAGGAGAGGCUGACGCUGGAUGCCAGCGGCUCCCAGCCAGAGGAGGAGAGCAGCAACGAGCUGGAGAACGCCCUGAUCCGGCUGGAAGAGGAGCAGCAGAGGAGCAGCAGCCUGGUGCAGGUGAACUCGAUGCUGCGGGAGCAGCUGGAACAGGCCAACGCGGCCAACGCGGCGCUGAGCGAGGACAUCCGGAAGCUCACGGCGGACUGGGCACGGAGCAGGGAUGAGCUGGAGCAGAGGGAGGCCGAGUGGAGGCGCGAGGAGGAGUCCUUCAACGCCUACUUCAGCACGGAGCACAGCCGGCUCCUGACCCUCUGGAGGCAGGUGGUGGCUCUGCGGCGGCACUUCGGGGACAUGAAAUCCAGCACCGAGAGGGACCUGUCGGAGCUGGGCCACGAGGUGUCCCGGGCGGGCCGCGCCGCCCACGCCGCCUGCCUGGCCCUGGGGGCCAACCUGCGCCUGGCCGAGAGCCAGGCGGGAGCGGCGCGGGAGCGGCGGGAGCUGCGCCUGGCACAGCUGGAGGAGCAGCUGGCGGCGCGGGCACGAGAUGCCGACCUGGAGAAAUCCGCCCUGGGAGCCAAGCUGGAGGAGAUGACGGCGGCGCUGGAGCGGCGGCGGGGCGAGGACGAGGAGAGGGAGCGGGCGGUGCAGGCGCUGACCCUGCAGCUGCGGGAGCUGGAGGCCGCGCGCGCCCGGGAGCCGCCGCCGGAGGAGGUGCAGGCGCUGCGCUCGGAGCUGGAGCUGCUCCGCCGCACCCUGCACGACGUCACCCAGGCGGUGCUGGCCGAUGACCCCGCGUCCUCCCCAGCGCCCGGCGCGGUGUCGCCGCCGUGUCCCGCCGUGUCCCCUGCCCUGUCCCCCGGCGCCGUUCGCUCGUGGCUGGUCCGGCGGCGGGCGGAGCUGACGGAAGCGCGGAGCCAGGCAGAGCAGGGCCGGGAAGCGGCCGCGGGGCUGCGGCGGGAGCUGCGGGACAGCGAGGGGCGGCUGGAGGCGCUGGAAAAGCGGCUGGAGCAGCUCCGGGCGGAGACCGGGAACUGCCGCCGGGAGCGGGACGAGGCGCUGCGGGAGGGACUCGGGCUGAGGGCGCGGAACGAGGAGCUGCGGAGGGAGCUGGAGCGGGCGGAGGCGGUGCUGGCAGUGGAGCAGCAGCGGGCGGGAGCUCUGGAGCAGGAGCGGGCGCAGCUCCAGCGCCAGAACGAGGGGCUCGAGGAUUCCCGGGAUGAGGCUGCCCGGGAUGCCCAGAGCGCCCGGGAGCAGCUGGAGCACAGCCAGCGGCAGCUGGAGGAGCUGGAGGCGCAGCGGGCGCGGGCGCAGCGGGAGCUGCUGGAGGCGCGGGAGGAGCAGAGCCGGGCGGAGCUGCAGGCGGAGCUGGCACGGGGAGAGCGGGAUGUGCUGGCACAGGCGCUGGGAAAGGCGCAGGGCAGCUGCGGGGAGCUGGCCCUGGCACAGCGGGCGGCGGAAUCCGAGGAAUGCCGGCUGCGGGACGCCUUGGCCAAGACCUCGGAGCUGGCGUCGGGGCUGGCGCGGGAGAAGGCGGAGCUGUGCCGGCGGCUGGAGCGGCUGGAGCAGGAGCGGGAGCGCGGGCGGCUGCGGACGCGGGAGCUGCUGCGGGAGCUGGCGCAGCUCCGGGCGCGGCUGGAGCGCGGGCGCCGCGCCGGGAUCCUGGAGCGGCAGGGCCUGGAGCGGGCCCGGAGCGCGGCGCUGGAGGGGUCCCGGGGCGUGCGGGCGGAGCUGCGGGCGCUGCGCCAGGAACACCUUCGGCUGCGCCAGCACCUGGCACAGGCUCUGCAGGCCCAGGGCACGGCGGGCGAGGCGCUGGCGCGGGCGCGGGCGGAGCAGGAGCAGCUGCGGGUGGAGCAGGAGCGGCUGAGCCGGAGCCACGCGGAGCUGGCCCAGGACAGCGCCGGGCUGGCCGUGCAGCUCGCCAUGGCACAGCGGCACGGGCAGGAGUGCCACAGGGAGGCACAGGGGCUCAGGUCGGAGAAGGAGGGGCUGGAGAGCAGCGUGUUCCAGCUGCAGGCACAGCUGGCCCAGCUCCAGGCCCGGAACCAGCAGCUGGAGAGUGAGGGCCGGACGCUGCUCCAGGCCAAGGAGGCACUGGAGGGUUCCCUGGUGAUGGCUGGUGUUCCUGGGUGCUGUUCCCAGGAGGAGCUGGAGGCCGAGCGGGGCCGGCUGAUGCAGGAGCAGGACGAGCUGGUGGCCGAGCUGGCGGCGCUGCGGCAGCAGCACCAGAGUGAGAAGCAGCAGGCCCUGGCCCUGCAGGAGGAGGAGAGGGCAGCCCUGGCAGAGACGCUGGCGGGGCUCCAGCGGAGCCUGGACGAGGCCACGGCCGAGCUGGAGCAGCAGCGGAGAGAGGUCACCACCCACCAGGAGAAGGAGCAGUCCCUGUGCUCGGAGCUGCUCUCGCUGCGGGCGCGGGCGGAGGCGGCGGCUCAGACCCACGAGCGGGAGGCGCGGGCGCUCCGGGACCAGGCGGCGGCGGCGGCCAAGCAGCGGGACAGCGCCCUGCGGGAGGCGGAGGAGGCGCGGGCGCAGCUGCGCUCGGCGGCCGAGGCGCGGGCGGCCGGGCGGCGGGAGCUGCUGGAAGCGCAGCGGGACGCCCGGGAGAGCCGGGAAGGGCGGGAUGCGGAGCGGAGGCAGGCGCAGGAGGCGCGCAGGGCCCUGGGCGACGAGGCCAGGGAGAAGGAGACCCUGCGCCGCUCCAACGAGGAGCUGCGGGCGGCCCUGCGGAGGGCGGAGGGGGAGCGCAUCAGCCUGAAGCGCUCCGGGGAGGACAAGGAGCAGCGGCUGGCGCUGCUGGAGGCGGGGCGGGCGGCGGCCGAGCGGGAGGUGACGGAGCUGCGGGCGGCGCUGCGGGAGCUGGAGCGCGGCCGCCUGGACGCCCGCCGGGAGCUGCAGGAGCUGCGCCGGCAGGUGAAGGACCUGGACAGCGAGAACAGCCGGCGGAGCAGGGAGGUGGGGGAGCUGCAGGCGCGCGUGGCGCUGGAGGAGCAGCGGGAGGAGCGGAGCCGCCGCGAAGCCUUCGGCCUCAGGAGGAAGGUGGCGGAGAGUGAGGCCGACACGGAGGCUGCCAGGAAGGAGCUCCAGCAGCUCCAGCAGCGCCUGGCGGAGGCGGAGGCGGAAUUCCGGCAGCGGGAGAAGGAGCUGGCGCGGAGCCUGGAGGAGGCUCGCGGCAACGAGAAGAAGCUGCUGGCGGACUCCCGGAACCUGCAGCUGAAGGUGGAGGCGGCGCGGGGCGAAGUGUCCGAGCUGAGCCUGCGGCUGAGCGCGGCCCAGGGCCGGGCCCAGGGGCUGGAGGCGGAGCUGGCCCGGGGCGAGGAGCUGCGCCGGGCGGCCGAGUCCCGGCUGGGCGGGCUCCAGGCGGCCCUGCGGAGAACCGUGGGCAUGGCCCGGGCCCGGCCCGGCCCCCUGGCCCCCGGCGGGGCCCCAGAGGGGUCAGGAAGCCCCGGCUCCUCCCCGGAGCCCGACCCCGCAUCCGAUCCCGAGGCGGCGCGGGCGGCCCUGCGGGAAUUCCUGCGGGAGCUGCAGGAGGCGCAGCGGGAGCGGGAGGAGCUGCGGGUGCAGGUCGGGAGCCUGGGCCGGCGCCUGGCGGAGGUGGAGCAGGAUCGGGAUAACGCCAAUUCCCGGGCACAGCAGCUCCAGAAGCUCAUGGAAGAGAGCGAGGAAGGGCACCGGGGGGACCUGAGCAGCUCCCAGGCCACGCUCCUGCUCCAGGAGGAGACCCUGCGCCAAUCCCAGCGGGAACGCCGCGAGCUCCGGGACAAGGUGGCGGCGCUGGAGCGGAGCCUCCGCAAUUCCGAGCGGGAAUGCCGGGCGGCACAGGAGCGGUUGAGCGCGCUGCUCAGUGCCCCGCUGGACAGCGAUUCCAAGGAGGAUUCUCCGAGCGCUCCCUCCGUGUCCGAUGGUUCCCUGCUCCAGGAGCGGCUCCAGCAGCUCCAGAGCGCCCUGACUGCCGGAGAGCUGGACCGGAGGGGGCUCCAGGAGGGGCUGGAGGUGGCGCGGCGGGCGCUGGCGGAGGCGCGGCAGGAGAAGGGAAUGCUGCGGGAGCAGCUGCAGGGGAUGCGGGAGCAGCGGGAGGAGCUGCAGCGCUCCAGGGACCGGCUGGAGGAACAGCUCCGGCUGCGGGUGGAGCGGGAGCAGCCGGGUUCCGGGGCCGAGCCCCUCUCGGCGGGGCUGGAUCGCUCCCUGGGCAGAGCCGAGCGGGAGCUGGGCCAGGCUCGGACACGACUGCGGGAGCUGCGGGCACAGGUGUCGGCGCUGGAGCUCUGCUCUGCUCCCGCCCUGGGAUCGUCCCCGGAGCUGCAGCGGGAGCUGGAGCGGCUGCGGAUCGGGCCCAGCCUGGAGGAGCAGAUCGCGCUGCUGAAGGAGCAGGAGCUCCAGCGUCACCCCCCCGGGAUUUAGGGACAUCCCGGGACACCCGCAGGGACCGGCACAGCCCAUGGAGGAGGGGGAUCCAUCCCCAUCCCAAAUCCACAGCAGACACUGGCCAUGGAGGAGGGGGAUCCAUCCACAUCCCAAAAAAACAUGGCAGUGACCAUCACAGCUCAUUCCAUGGAGGAGGGGGAUCCAUCCCCAUCCCAAAUCCACAGCAGACACUGGCACAGCUCAUUCCAUGGAGGAGGGGGAUCCAUCCCCAUCCCUGCUCCGAACCCACAGCGAUUUUUGCCUCCAAAGCUGCACUUUUCCAAUGAGACGACCAAAUUGUCUAUUUUUGAUACAAUUUGGGGCCUGUUGGAUGGUUUUCCCAUUUUCCUAUUGCUUUUUUUAACAAAAAAAAAAAAGAGGGAAAUAUUCCCUGUUUUUAGUGCCAGAAGAACCAACUGGUUUAUUCCCACUCACCACAUCCUACUUUCCCCCCUUUUUCUAACACAAAACUCCCUGGAUUGGUGCUUUUAAAGGCUAUUUUUAGCAAAUAGUGGGAUUUUUUUAUGGCUGUUUUUGAAACUGGGGGUUUUUACUGGUGCUACGGGGCAGCUCGAAGUUGGAAAACCCACUGGAAUUGAGGUGGUGGCUUUGAGUGCCCCCCGAUCCUUGGCAUUCCUGGCACAAAUAAAGGUGAAGAAAUCCAGACUGGGAGCUCUGAGGGAAUUUUUUGGGGAAGGUUUGGCAAUUUGAGAUGUCCAAAUGUGGGGCUGGUGGGGCACAAGAGUUGAGUCGGGUCCCUAAAUAAAUAAUAAUAACAAUAACAAUAAU